Messenger RNA from Ceratitis capitata (Mediterranean fruit fly), 425 nucleotides. RefSeq lists its product as uncharacterized. The record is from RefSeq and is a predicted model, not a curated record. NCBI's taxonomy places the organism in Eukaryota, Metazoa, Arthropoda, Insecta, Diptera, Tephritidae. The transcript has 2 exons. The coding region runs from base 196 to 381 and encodes 61 amino acids.
UUAAGUUUUAGUGAUUUAUGUAAAAAUUUAACUAUUUAUAGAUGAAGAGAUAACUACGAAUUUGCUAAAGUAGAGCAUUAACGUUUCCUACAUUGACUCUUAUCAGUUCAUAUUCUAAACCGAGCUCAAAUUAAUAUUUUAGUUGUAUUUUUAAUCUCCAAACGAAUUGUGGUAUAUAUAAAGAACGAAUUCAUUAUGGGUAUUGUUGUAACUUUCGUAUCCAUUGUAGUGUUUUUACCAAUUAUCUAUAUCGGCUUUGUGAUUUACAAGAAAGGCAUAAACAUAAGAGAUGUGAAAAUAAACACCGCGAAUGAUCUAAAACGUUUGCUCACUCCCCCUCUAGCUAAUCGACCACUUAAAUAUCUCCAAAAAGCUGCUUGAUUUAAAAAAUUAUAUUUUAUCUUUUUUUUUAAUGCGUAGCUUAA